CACACGCUGGAGACAAUCCUUCCAGAGGACAGGCAGCCCAACUAUGAAGCUUUAUUGAACACCAGCUGAGCAUUUGUCACAGCUACCUGAUGAUUUUAGCAUCUUGUUCAGUGUUUUCAACUCCGCUCUGGCGUUAAAGGAGUCGCUUUUGCGCAUUAAAGCGUCCCGGUGCGCUCAAAGUGUCCAUGUGGAUACGACAAAAAAAACUUUUCUGCCACGUUUUUAAAAGCAGAACGGAGUAGCAUCGAUCGAUUUUGUUGUGAUUUUUCUUCCUUUCCUGUCAGGACGGCGGGACUUGUGUAGAAAGUUACUUUCCUGAACUGUUUUUUUCGGGGCAGUUUGCAGACAGAAGAAUGCUGCCCCAGCUCCUCACCCUGGCCUGUGCUCUCUGCUGCUUUGGUUUUACCUCCGUCACUGCAAAUGUACUAAAAGCAGAGGGUUGGCUGCAGCAGUAUGGCUACCUGCCUCCAGGUGAUGUCAGAGCCCAGGCCAUCCGCUCACCAAAGUCCAUUGUGACGGCGAUAACGGCGAUGCAGAGGUUAUACGGGUUGACUGUCACCGGCUCCAUAGACUCCAACACGUUACAGGCGAUGAGCCGGCCACGGUGCGGCGUCCCAGACAAGUUCGGCCCGGAGCUGAAAACCAACCUGAGAAGGAAGAGAUACGCCGUGCAGGGUCUGAAGUGGGAUAAGUCUGAGGUGACCUUCAGCAUACAGAACUACACCCCUAAGAUCGGAGAGCAAGCCACAUAUGAAGCCAUCCGAAGAGCCUUCAAGGUGUGGGAGAGUGCGAUCCCGCUCACCUUCAGAGAGAUCCCCUACAGCCACAUCAGAGACAAGGUCGACAAGUUCGCCGACAUCAUGCUCUCCUUCUCAGAGGGUUUCCACGGAGACAGCACGCCGUUUGAUGGCGAAGGAGGCUUCCUGGCUCACGCUUACUUCCCCGGACACGGCAUCGGGGGAGACACGCACUUUGACCUCGCUGAGCCCUGGACCACUGGGAACACAGACCAGGGGGGUAAUGAUGUUUUCCUGGUGGCUGUCCAUGAGCUGGGUCACGCUCUGGGUCUGGAGCACUCCAACGACCCCUCUGCCAUCAUGGCCCCCUUCUACCAGUGGUUUGAAACGGAAAACUUCCAGCUCCCAGACGAUGACCGCAGAGGCAUCCAGACAAUCUACGGAACCAAGUCCGGGGCUCCCCCUCCUCCCCCGCCUCCUCCUCGACCCACGAAGCCGUACAUCCCCGACAAUGGCCCGGACAUCUGUGAGGGACACUACGACACCAUCGCUAUCCUCAGAGGGGAAAAGUUUGUAUUUAAGGACAAGUGGUUUUGGCGUGUGCGGAACAACAAGGUGUUGCCAGGUUAUCCUAUGGCCAUCAGUCACUUCUGGAAGGGCCUGCCCUCAAACAUCAACGCAGCCUACGAGAGGGAUGAUGGGAAAUUUGUCUUCUUCAAGGGUGACAGGUACUGGGUUUUCAGUGAGUCUAGCAUGGAGAAGGAUUCCCCCAAGAGCCUUAAAGACCUGGGCACCGGUCUACCCAAAGACAAGAUCGAUGCUGCUCUCUUCUACACACCGACAGGACAGACGUACUUCUUCAGAGGCACUAAGUAUUACCGUUUCAACGAGCAGACUCGCACCGUGGACAGCGGUUACCCAAAGCCCAUCAGCAUGUGGAGCGGUGCACCGGAUAGCAUCAAAGCUGCCAUCAUGAGUGAAGAUGGAUCUUACACUCAUUUCUACAAAGCCAACAAGUACUGGAAGUUCAACAACCAGUACAUGAAGGUGGAGUCCGGCUACCCCAAAUCUGUGCUCAGUGACUGGAUGGGCUGCGAAGGCGAGGAGCCCAAGAAGGGUCGUAAAGAGGAGGUGAUCAUCAUCGAGGUGGACGAAUCACAGAGCGGGGCGGGGCCGGCGGCCGUGGUGAUCCCUCUCCUCCUGCUGGUGCUGGUUGUGGUCACUCUGGGAGCGCUUUUGUUCUUCAGGAAGUACGGCACGCCUCGACGCCUCCUCUACUGCCAGAGAUCCCUCCUGGACAAGGUGUAGACCGAGCGACGGGGUGAUUGACAGACUGCCACAGAGGGACAGAAAGAGAGGGAGAGAGAACGAGGGCCGGGUGAAGAUGGAAACUGAGAAGGGGAAGAAAGGGAAGAGGAGGAGAGAGCGACUGGAGAUGGGAUAGGAGGGGGACGACGUGUUAAGUGUUGGGUGGUUUGUAUGUGCCACGAGAGAGAAAAUAGGCCCUAGAAACUGAAAUCAGGAAAAUGUGUAUUUGUAUGUUAAAUAUUUACAUGUGCUGUUCACAUUAGAGAAGGGGAACAACAAAGAGACUCAUCAACGACUUCCCUCCCGCCUCUCCUCUCUCACAUCCCAGGUUAUAAAAGUAAAUAAAAACCCCUCCUUCCUUCCUCUCCUUUAACUGGACGACUCCAACUGAACUGCUGUCUGAUUCAUUUACUCAGAAAUUCAUCAUCUCUGUCGAGAGUUUUUGUCUUUUACUCAGAAAUUCAUCAUCUCUGUCGAGAGUUUUUGUCUUUUACUCUGAAAUUCAUCAUCUCUGUCGAGAGUUUUUGUCUUUUACUCUGAAAUUCAUCAUCUCUGUCGAGA
This is a messenger RNA of Cottoperca gobio, 2606 nucleotides long. RefSeq names its product matrix metallopeptidase 14a (membrane-inserted) (gene mmp14a). The coding region runs from base 354 to 2045 and encodes 563 amino acids. The record is from RefSeq and is a predicted model, not a curated record. Gene Ontology annotation, cellular component: plasma membrane; extracellular matrix. Gene Ontology annotation, biological process: zymogen activation; skeletal system development; extracellular matrix organization. NCBI's taxonomy places the organism in Eukaryota, Metazoa, Chordata, Actinopteri, Perciformes, Bovichtidae. The transcript has 10 exons. Gene Ontology annotation, molecular function: zinc ion binding; metalloendopeptidase activity.